GCGGCGGGAGCUUCUGUCUGAGCGGACCUGGAAGGUGGCGGCAGCUCGUCUAGCCUUCUCCCGCUUGGGAUCCCCAGCGCACUGCAGCCGCUUGCUCGCCGGUCCCCGUCCCCGUCCUGGUCCCCGUCGCGCGACCGGAGCUCUGCCCCAGCUGCUGUCUUCACCAUGAUUCCCUGCAGAGCGGCGCUGACCUUUGCGCGAUGUCUGAUCCGGAGAAAAAUCGUCACACUGGACAGUCUAGAAGAUUCCAAACUCUGCCGCUGCUUAACCACCAUGGACCUCAUUGCCCUGGGGGUUGGAAGCACUCUUGGCGCUGGGGUUUAUGUCUUGGCUGGGGAAGUCGCCAAAGCAGAUUCUGGUCCCAGUAUUGUGGUAUCCUUCCUCAUCGCCGCCCUGGCCUCGGUGAUGGCAGGACUUUGCUACGCUGAAUUUGGGGCCCGAGUCCCCAAAACUGGAUCUGCUUAUCUAUACACAUACGUAACGGUUGGAGAACUGUGGGCCUUCAUCACCGGCUGGAAUCUCAUUCUGUCAUAUGUCAUAGGUACAUCCAGUGUCGCAAGAGCAUGGAGUGGCACCUUCGAUGAACUUCUAAACAAGCAAAUUGGUCAGUUUUUCAAGACGUAUUUCAAAAUGAAUUAUACUGGCCUGGCGGAGUACCCAGACUUUUUUGCUGUGUGCCUUAUACUACUUCUGGCAGGUCUGUUAUCCUUUGGAGUAAAAGAGUCUGCUUGGGUGAAUAAAUUCUUCACAGCUAUUAACAUCCUGGUCCUUCUCUUUGUCAUGGUGGCUGGGUUUGUGAAAGGAAACGUGGCCAACUGGAAGAUCAGUGAAGACUUCCUCAAAAACAUAUCAGCGGGUGCCAGAGAACCGCCUUCUGAAAAUGGCACGAGCCUCUAUGGGGCUGGUGGUUUUAUGCCCUAUGGCUUCACAGGAACUUUGGCUGGUGCUGCAACUUGCUUUUAUGCCUUUGUGGGAUUUGACUGCAUUGCAACCACUGGGGAAGAGGUCCGGAAUCCCCAAAAAGCUAUUCCCAUUGGAAUAGUGACUUCCUUACUGGUUUGCUUCAUGGCCUAUUUUGGGGUUUCUGCAGCUUUAACGCUUAUGAUGCCUUACUACCUCCUGGAUGAGAAAAGCCCACUUCCGGUAGCCUUUGAAUAUGUCGGAUGGGGUCCUGCCAAGUAUGUGGUUGCUGCAGGCUCCCUCUGCGCCUUGUCAACAAGUCUUCUUGGAUCCAUUUUCCCAAUGCCUCGUGUAAUCUAUGCUAUGGCGGAGGAUGGGUUGCUUUUCAAAUGUCUAGCUCAAAUCAAUUCCAAAACGAAGACACCAAUAAUUGCUACUUUGUCAUCGGGUGCAGUAGCAGCUGUGAUGGCAUUCCUGUUUGACUUGAAGGCUCUUGUGGACAUGAUGUCCAUCGGCACCCUCAUGGCCUACUCUCUGGUCGCAGCCUGUGUGCUCAUCCUCAGGUACCAACCUGGCUUGUGUUACGAGCAGCCCAAAUACACCCCUGAGAAGGAAACUCUGGAAUCAUGUACCAACGCAACCUCGAAAAGCGAGUCCCAGGUCACCAUGUUACAAGGACAAGGUUUCAGCCUCCGAGCCCUCUUCAACCCCUCUGCUCUGCCCACCCGACAGUCCGCUUCCCUCGUGAGCUUUCUGGUGGGAUUCCUGGCCUUUCUCAUCCUGGGCCUGAGUGUUUUGACCACGUACGGAGUCCAGGCCAUUGCCAGACUGGAAGCCUGGAGCCUGGCUCUUCUCGCCUUGUUUCUUGUUCUCUGCACGGCCGUCAUUCUGACUAUUUGGAGGCAGCCACAGAAUCAACAAAAAGUAGCCUUCAUGGUCCCGUUCUUACCCUUUCUGCCAGCCUCCAGCAUCCUGGUCAACAUUUACUUGAUGGUCCAGUUAAGUGCGGACACGUGGGUCAGAUUUAGCAUCUGGAUGGUGCUUGGCUUUCUGAUUUACUUCGCUUACGGCAUUAGACACAGCUUGGAGGGUCACCCCAGGGAUGAGGAAGAUGAUGAAGAUGUUUAUUCAGACAACAUCAGCGCAGCAACAGAAGAGAAAUCCGCCGUGCAGGCAAACGACCAUCACCAAAGGGGCCUCAGUUUACCUUUCAUAUUCCAUGAAAAGACAAGCGAAUGCUGAUGCCGGCCCACAGUCUCACCACAUCACUUCUAAGGAGUAAACUAUGCGGGACAUCACCAUCGUGCUGGGAUGUCAUGAGAUGGCUGCAGACAUGGCUCACCUAACUUACACUUCCUCCUCCAGACAGCCUCUCUUCAGAUGGUGAAUUAUUGUGUCUGGGGAACCUGCCUGAGCGCACUCCUCAGCAAUGAGUAUCCCCAAAGUAACGUGUCCGUGUGGCGUCCAUGUAUGUUUGGGAAUGUGAAUUUUAAAUGUUCUUGGCUUUUGUUACUGUGACGUUUUUCCAGCGUCGUGAUGGGUGGCAUAUACGGCACAUGCUAAUAGAGGGUGUAUUGCGGAACAGAAGUGUGUUCUGAUAUGUCCUGGGAGGUUAGGGAAGUAGUGGUGGCUUUCUUUAUUAGGUCUAUGACUGUCAACUUGGGCGUACUGAGAGUGCAGCCACCUGUCGUGAUGUUUAGCAGUGAUCAGGGUGAGCAGGAGAUAAGGAAUGAGCCUUUUCUAUACAUUACAGUGCCUUUAGAGUUAUUACACGUUGUCUUCUUCUACUUGCUAGGACUUUACUAAACUUUACAGGGGGAGCGUGCCUUUAUUCAGUAUGACAGGAUGGAGAGGUGAGUCUGUGACACCAGAUGGUCAGUCCUGGUUUUGAGAGCCUUGGUCCUUAAAUAGAAUGCUUCUGCCUGCUCUAAGUGGCAUGUUCCCCCAACCUCACCUCCAUCAAGGACUUGGGAGAGGUACUAGGACCUGCUCGGGACCCUUUAAGCGAGAAAAUAAAUGUGGUCCCAUCCCACGGCCAGAGGACCAGAGAGACUUAGAGAGGCUCAGACAGGCUUUCUGUUUUUAAAAAUGAGUGAGGGCAGUAUAAGCCCCUGUGUCCCAUGCUUGGUGGAAUGGUUCAGGCUAUUUUCUGUUACUUAAUACGCAAUCACAGCUCAGCUUCUGUUGCUACAUCGAUCGCUCUUUUGCUCUGAUAUUUUCUCUGACCUACAUGGAAAUAGAUGUGAUAGCAAAUUCUAUCUUUGCAAUGUAAAGAAGAAGAAGAAGAAGAAGGAGAAGGAGAAGGAGAAGAUAAAGGGAUGCAGGAACAUAUUGCUAGUCCAAUCUCACAGGGCAUUUGAGCCCAAUUUUUGGAUUUUAGACCUAAUAAACCUCUGCUGUUUCUUUUAGAAAUGUUUAGAGAUUCCUGCCCCCAUCCCAUCAUUUACCACUUUUUGCUUCAUUUGCUUUUAACUGGCCUCAUUAAACCUAUUAACACAGCUCUGAUAUUAUGCAAUAAAUCAUCAGUUACUUUCAGAACACAGUUUUAUAAAACUUUGAGUUAAAUAACCAAAUCGAAUUAAAAGCACAGUGAUCUUUGUAUAUGACUAAAUAAAUUUCAUAAGUAAGAUUCUCUGAUUGCUACAUUUUACUUUAUAGGGCUCUCUGAUAGUGGGUUAUAAAUCUCCAAUCAUUCUUAUUCCUUGUGAGUUAAUUUUGUAUAAAUAAUUAAAUGGUGUGUUAGAUAAAUCUAGAGGCCAGACAGGUAACACAGGGGCGGCACUCCCAGGCAACCAUGUGUUACCAAGAAUGCUAGUUGCCUUGUGUAAUCCAAAGACAAGGAGAUCAAUUGCUUUUUCAUAAUCCUUCUAAGAGAACAUUGAUUUUACUGAUGCCGUUUCCAAGCAGUCGUCAUCCUUCGUGUGGAAGUAGACGUUAAUUGUGGCUAAGUAUCAGCUAAGCAGACACAGGUUCUGGGCUCCUGGUUGUUAACGAUGCCUCUCUGACCCAGGGCUUAGCGCUGACAUUCCAAAGUUUCCAGGGUGCACGUGAGAAAAAUCCAAAGCCCAGAUACUCUUUCCACUGCUUGCUUUUACCACAGAAGAAAUGUAGAAGAAUCAAAGGCUAAAGUAGUAUGAGAAGCACUGUAGCAUGGACAGGGAUUCUUGCUACCAUUAGUAGCUGCCCAGGGAGGGAGAAGCAGGGAUGAGCCCGCUUGUCAGUUAAGUAGUCCCAAGUGGUCAGCAUUACACACUUGUCCAUACUAAGUGGACUCAGCAGGUUACAUACAUACACACACAUGUAUAUAUGUAACAAUAAUAAAGAAGAGGUCAUAUAUUUGAUAGGGAGUAGGGAAUAUUGGAGAGGGAAAGGGAUGAUAGAAAUUAUCAGAACUAUAUACUCACAUAAAAAAUUCUUAAAAAUUUUAAAUUAAAAAAAAAUACUGCUUUUACAGCAGUGCCCUUCACACAGAAAACGCGAACAAGGUCAUACACGAAUCUCUGAGUUUCUUACUGUAAUAAAAACAGAUAUGUCUGGACCGUGGUAGGCAACUAGAAGUAUUGUGCCCACUGAGGAUGUUCACACCAAAACACGUUGGAAACACGGAUGUCUGUGAAAGAUGCUUUGUCAGAGACCAUGCUCUUUCUGUGAAGACCCAAAUGGAUAAGCAAGUCUGUAUGUGUAUAGUGUUUAUAAACACAUUGACAUAUGUUUGUGUGCUGUAUGUUUGUGUGUUUGUGGGGGGCUUUUGGUUAUCAGCAUGUAAGUAAGUUGGGUUUAUGAUGAGCUUUGGAUGUGAUAUUGUUACAUAAAUAAAAACCCAAUUGAUGUGGCGAGAGACUAAUGUUUUAUAUCGAUAGAUAUUUUAGAUUUUAAGCUAUUUUAAAAUUUACAAUUUUAUAUGUAUGUUUUCUAUAGAUAGAUUCUUUAAGACAUAUUUAUCAUGUUUCUAAUAUGAAAUCACUAAGCUCUAGUAUAUUAUGACGGGUGCUUUUGAAUCUGAAUGGAGUAGGGGUAGGAACCUUGGGAUGUUCUUGUUUAUUUGUUUCUGUGGCAUUGUUUCUGACACACCUGUGCCUGUGUGUGCUUGCCAGCAAACGCCAGUACUACCACCUCUUUGCCAACCCUCUGUCCCCCUGAACUUGAGUUCAUAACACUGUGAGCAGAGCGUCCUUUUCUGUUUUGUAGGAUCACCCAAAUAUUUUGUAUAGAUUUGACUAGCGAGCAAACGAUACAGAAAGUCAAAUGUGGACGCCUUCUUCUAUUCAUCACGGUGAGCAACAGUUUGUAGUACUUUACCUUUUUCUUACCCUGAGAACUGUGUUGUUGGCAUUUUCAGUGAGAUGGUCUCCUUGCAGCACCUUAACUUCAUACUCUUCACAAAAGAGAAUGCUCUGGGGAUUAGCACGUAAGAUCACACCAAUCAUUUAUUUAAAAGGGCGCUUAUGAAAACUCAGGUUUAGAAACUCCUGAGAAAAACUUAACUAGAAUCGAUGAGAUACACUAAAAUAUCUCAAUCUUGUUUCCUUAGUGAAACAAGUCAAGGAAACUAACCAAAAUAUUAUAUACAUAUGUAUCAACAUUAGUAUGUAAAAUUAACAUUGAAACUAUUGUUGGUUUGUUAACUUGAGUUAAACGUAACUAAUUUAAAAGGAACACCAGCAUCUGAAUAGUCUUCCUAAAGAAGAAAAGGUUAGAUAAUUUUAAUCUUUAUAAAGCUUUUCUUUUAACCAAAUUUUUCCCAUAUCCCGAAUGUUUUCUAAUAAAACACUGUGAUUCAGAAUUGUUGCUAGAUAAUUUUCUAAGUUUGUUUGACCGUCUAGUAGAGGUGAAGGAGAGUGCUUGCCCUACGGUGCUAAGGAGACAGAAGGAAUAACUGCACCUUACCUUCUCCCAUCAUAUAGUAUGGCAGAGUGUGGGCACACACACACAUGCCUGCGUACAUUCACACACAUUUGGUGGCUACGUAAAGAGAGAAAAUCAGAGUGUAUUCCCAAAUCGCCACCCAGAUGAUGACGUUGCACUAAAAUCCCAGCUCUUGCUUCUUUGCAGCACUACUUGGGAUUUCUCCAGAUACCCUUCAAGUGAUAGUCCCUAAGAUACAGUUUCCAUGGCACUUUAGACGAUGAUAGUCCCUAAGAUACAGUUUCCAUAGCACUUUAGAAGACAAUAGUCCCUAAGAUACAGUUUCCACAGCACUUUAGAAGAUUGGUUUCAAGCAUUGUGAAUGGAUGGUUCAUAUUCACAUAGUGUGUAGGGGUUGGUGGCAGGGGUGCCGUUAUCUGGUUUUUUGUUGCUGUUUUGUUUUGUUUUGUUUUGCUAGUUCCAAAACAGUGCCUUCUCUGUACAUGUUUUACUUUAUAUAUCAAGGAAAAGUACUGAAAUUCAUGUAGUAAAUAAUGCCAGCAAAGGUCAUCUUAGCUCUAGAUGUGAAGAUAAGGUCGCUAGACUUCACUGUUUAGCUGAGGUGGGUUUUUUUCCUUAUAUACUUGUAUUUAAAGAAUUUAAAAUAGCUUUGUGGGUUUUGAGAGGUCUGAUACUACUGUUGUAUUACUGGUUUAGGUGUUGGCUUUUGUAGAAUUCAUGAUUGUUUAUAUUUACACAGUUUUUCUCUUAUUGGUUUCAAAUGUAUUCUGUUAUAGCAUAACCCUAUUUUAACACUAUGGCCAGGAGUUCUCUACUUGUCUGUCCUUACCCAAGUCCUGAAGCUGCUGCCACAAUCUCUGGACUCUAAGCAGCCUUUCUGACCCCUGAUGGCCCCAUAGAGAUUUCCAGCUAGGAGCCCCAUUUAAUGCCACGACCAGGCAGCCUGCUGUAUGGGGGUGUCUGUGCUUACAUUCUGGAGGUGUCUAAGAUAGUGAGGUAGAGUAAAGAACUUCUAAUGAAUUAUGGUCAUGUGGAAUCCUUAACUUCAGUUCUAGGUAUCUCAUCAGUCUGUUUAGGGGAAUAAGGACCAAGGAAUAUCUGUGACUCGUGGAGGGGUGUGGCUGUGUCUUGGAACUGGCAUGGUAGGGCCUGGCCUGCUGUAUUUCCUGCAUGGUCAAGAGCCUGUGUUGGUAAGGAGCUUUGUACUGCCAGCAGGGUGGCCUACUGUACCCACACCUCGCUGAUGAGCCCCACGUUUUUCAUGUCCACUAGCAGUGUCAAAUUGUUUUAUUGCUUUAUUUUGUGCCCCACGUUUUUCAUGUCCACUAGCAGUGUCAAAUUGUUUUAUUGCUUUAUUUUGUUAUCGUUAUAUUUAAUAGCAGUUGUGCAUGAAGGCCUAAAACAAUCCAGAACUUCUGUGUCUACAAAACCCGACAAGUACCCUAUUGUAAGUACUUGUGCAAAUGUAAAAACGUUUUGUUCAUGAAAUAGUUUUGAUUUUUAAUGAUAAUUGGUGUUCCUUUUUACAUAUAAAGUUGAACUCCUUUUUUUAGAAUUUGUAAUAAAAACUAUUGCUGCUUCAGCUGUUAUAAUGUUAUGCUUUAUAAUGUAACCAUGUGUUUUUAAAUAAACCUUAAUAUGACUUAUAA
Messenger RNA from Microtus ochrogaster (prairie vole), 7415 nucleotides. RefSeq names its product solute carrier family 7 member 2 (gene Slc7a2). NCBI's taxonomy places the organism in Eukaryota, Metazoa, Chordata, Mammalia, Rodentia, Cricetidae. The record is from RefSeq and is a predicted model, not a curated record. Gene Ontology annotation, cellular component: plasma membrane. Gene Ontology annotation, molecular function: L-arginine transmembrane transporter activity; L-ornithine transmembrane transporter activity; L-lysine transmembrane transporter activity. Gene Ontology annotation, biological process: L-arginine import across plasma membrane; L-ornithine transmembrane transport.